AUGAUCGCUCGCGAUCGCCAACGCGGGGGUUCUCCCACCGUUGCAGAGCGAAGAUCAGCUCCCGCUGCAUUCUCAGACAGCACCAAUGACGGUAGUGGCUCAUUUCAGAGUCUACGGCAAGAUCUUGAGCGCAUACAUUAUGAGAGUCUGCCCGGAGCGCGAAUCAUGAUUGCUCGGCCGCCCAGCAUCCGGCACGGGGCGGCAGAGCACGUCCCACUGCUCCAACCAGCCGAGUUUGUCAGUCAGACGCGCGAUGGUCGCAGCAUCAUGGGUGUGCUGCAGCGCAUCGAGGAUGUCUGCUUCAGGCUUUUUGUGCCUUUUAUUGCCAUUCCGUCGCGGCCGCCCUGGGCGCGUUUCGUCAAGGAUGAGCUACGAUGCAUCAUUUCAUACAAUCCAGCCAGCGAUGCAUGUGAGUUCUUUUGCAGCUCUCACGACGUGGCUCUAAUUGGGGAGAGCUCUCUACAUAGCCAUCUCGUUAGGCGGCGCGAUAUCCAAAGCAUUGAGCCUGGCAUGUGGACGGUCGCUGUGCCUUCGAGCUCCGCGCCGGGAGAGACUUUCUUCGGCCGUCCGCGGCGGGUUGUAGAAUUCUUGCUGCUGAAGCGCAAGUGCUCGGUGACCUUGACGCGUCCAGCAGCAGCAGGAAUGGAUGGCAGUCUCACGCCCUUGCCAGAAACCGAUUCUGCAAUCAACAUGCAGUCUGCCAAAGCUCCUGUCCACCAAAUCGUUGCCGACUUCAUCAUGGGGGCUGUUGAGCCAAGCGAGCCUGCAGACAAACAGUUGCCGAGGAUACCGGAGGGCGAGAUGCUCACACUUGAUCCGGACCCCUUUUAUAGGCUUCAAGAUGGAGAGACAGUACGCGUGACAACGAUCCCGGCAGGCAGCAACGAUGCAGGGAUUGAGCAGCGGUACGCCGAAACUGCAGAGUCGUAUCAGGUAACACGUCUGCAAAAGAUUGACAGAAGCAGGCAUUCGAGCGUUUUUGCAUGCAUCCACAGCAAGCUCCCUCAUUCUACCCUCGUCGCCAAAGCUCUCAAUGUCACGUCAAGAACUCGUCGCUCGGUUACGUCCCUGGCAAAUCACUGGAGCAACGAGAUGGAAAUACUGAAGACCUUGGAUCACAGAAACAUUGUAAAACUUCUCAGCUGGGACGCACGAUUCUACACCGUGUACUUGGAGCACCUCCCCGACUCGCUCGCAACCUACCACAAGGAACCAGGCUUCACCAGAGAAGACGCCGAGACCAUUUUGAAGGACGUUGGUUCCGCGCUCGCCUACCUCGAGGAGAAGAAGAUUAGCCACAACGACAUCAAGCCGCGCAACAUUGCCUACUCGCCGGAGCGCGGCGCCGUGGUGCUCGACUUUGGGCUCGCGAGCGCGGGACGGUGGGUGCCGCGGGCCACGGGCGGCACGGCGUGGUACGUGCCCCCGGAGACGCUCCGCGUCGGCGAGCGGACGAACCGGGGCAACGUGUGGGCGUUUGGCGUGACGAUGCUGUACGUGCUGUGCAAGAUCGACAUGCCCGAGGACUACUGCAGCCCGUGGGACUUUCUCAACAUGCAGGACCCCAACAGCGACGACCGCAUCGCCAUGGAGAGCUGGGCCGACCAGGUUGGCGAAGUCGUCGACGACCUGAAAUUGGAGGACCCGGUCGAGUGCGUGGUUGCGUGGAUGAUGGAUCAAGAGCCGCACGAGCGCCUGGAGGCGGUGGAAAUCAUACCGGCGCUACUAAAGAAGCAGCAGGAACGGGAGGAGGAGCGAGAGAAGAAGGAGCGGGAGGAGAAGGAGCGAGAGGAGAACUAG
Messenger RNA from Beauveria bassiana ARSEF 2860, 1800 nucleotides. RefSeq names its product MAP kinase kinase skh1/pek1. Gene Ontology annotation, biological process: protein phosphorylation. The transcript is spliced from 2 exons. NCBI's taxonomy places the organism in Eukaryota, Fungi, Ascomycota, Sordariomycetes, Hypocreales, Cordycipitaceae. The record is from RefSeq and is a predicted model, not a curated record. Gene Ontology annotation, molecular function: protein kinase activity; ATP binding. Bases 1 to 1800 code for a protein of 599 amino acids.